AUGGCUCUCAUGGAUAAGCACAAAGUCAAGCGACAGAGGCUGGACCGCAUUUGUGAAGGUCAGUAACGUUAACGUUACAUACUUUCCCCCCGUAUGUUAGGGACUGACAAUCCACGUGUACAAGCUUCUGUAGCUAGCGAACAUAGAUAAGGAUUCUUGAAAAUCUGAUUUUUUAAAUCUCCAAUGUAGAAUGGCCUGAUGAUUGACCAUAGACAUAAAUAGGUGAUGGACAGCAUGAAGUUGUGCUUGACUUCAUUAUGGCAGACAAUGGGAGCAUUCCUCUGCCCAGGCGUGACUGACAAAUGCCAGAUUUUACGUAUAAACUAACCGCAUAUGUUAUGGCAAUCUGUCAAUUGAUGAAACAGUCGAUUAAGUGACACGCAACAGUUGAUUAAUGCAUGCAGCAUCUGAGCAGGUGAAUGCGACCAGUGUUAUACUCCUGCCCAAUUUGUGAAGGGAAGGGUUCUCAAUGACUGAUUCAAUAACUGAUCUAAUUACAUAAACAGCAAAAGAGGGAGGGUGCCUGCCUGUGGUCCUUCUACAUGUUGCCUUUGUCAAGUCAUUACUGUCUGUUUAGGUUACAUACAUUGAUAACAAACAGGAGUGCAUUCGAAAAGUAUUCAGACCCCUUCACCUUUUCCACAUUUUGUUACUUUACAGGCUUAUUCUAAAAUGUACCCCAUAAUGACAAAACAAAAACAGGUUUUUAGAAAUGUUUGCAAAUGUAUUAAAAACAAACAACUUAUAUACAUGAGUAUUCAGACCUUUUGCUAUGAGACUCAAAAUUGAGCUCAGGUGCAUCCUGUUUCCAUUGAUCAUCCUUGAGAUGUUUCUACAACUUGAUUGGAGUCCACCUGUGGUAAAUUCAAUUGAUUAGACAUUAUUUGGAAAGGCACACACCUGUCUAUGUAAGGUCCCACACAUGUACAUGUCAGAGCAAAAACCAAGCCAUGAGGUGGAAGGAAUUGUCUGUAGAGCUCAGAGACAGGAUUGUGUCGAGGCACAGAUCUGGGGAAGGGUACCAAAACAUUUCUGCAGCAUUGAAGGUCCCCAAGAACACAGUGGCCUCCAUCAAUCAGCUGCUGGGUUUGCUGUUAUUGACAGAGGUUUGGAAGUCUUUCUUAUUGGUAUAUUAACUAAUUUACUGCGGCAGGCCAAAACUCCAUCACACCAAAACGGGCUGAAAUUUCAGGUGGUCUUUUCAAACUGCUCUUACACUUAAAGGGCAUUAUCAUCAUUUUCACAGUAUUAUUCCAACCAGUGUGGAUAUAUGUAGAUAGAUCUAUCUACUACAGGAAAAUCACAGUUCUGAAAGCACUGGGCCUUUUUUAUAUUUUUUUAUUUAUUAGAAAAAGUCAUUCAAGGUUUUACACGUGGUUGGGCUAUGUUUUAUUGUUAUUUUUUCUUCAAUAGCAUUUGGCAUAUUAUACACUUUAUUAUGAAUCUAGUUUACUGCAUAUCAAGUAUCUGCCACUUCCUCUCUGCUUACCUCGUGUCAAAAUAAAAGUCCCACACAAGUUAUUCAUUUUUUGUCCACAAAUGGCUCACAUGCAGGACUACCUAACCUAGCGUCUCAAUGCUAAAAAGCUUUGUUUUGGUUGGUUAAGGCUGAAUUGUUCCUCCCUCUGAUUGGAGCAGGGGGCAGGCAGAAGGAGGAGGGUGUUUGCCUGGGAUUGUGCCAAGUGAAAGCAUUCUGACAGUAACUGUAAGUGGAGAAGGAGAGGAAGAAAGGCUGGUCAACUGCAGCAUGCAAGGUUAGAAGGAUGAAUGUCUUUUUUUUUUUUUUCUGGGGCGAGAGGGAGGAGGGGAGGAGGAGGCAGGGGUAGAUGGAUAUGACAGAGUACAAAUCUGCUAUUUGGUUUAGCAUUUUUGUCGUUGUGGUCUCUUCUAGUAUUGUGUGUGUGAGAUGGAUUGCUCUGGAGCUUGUGUGGCAGGGGGCUGGGUGGGGUCCUGCAGCAUUAUCAACCACCCCUCCCUGCGAGCUCACUUACAUCCACAGAGCGGCAGGCGGAGGGGGAGAAUGAAUGAACGCUGAAUGAAUGGCAUUGUGUGCAUGGCCCUGCUGCCGGUCAGACCAGGCUUUCUACACACACCAACACACAGUCACAUGGUCAUACACACACACUGCCAGGUGUCUGUCUCCAAGACCAUAUGGUGCAUGUGUGUUGCCAGCUCUGCGCUCUUUCUGUGUGCCUUUUUUUUGGUGCUCCUUUAGGUUAAUUUGUAAUCAUGCCUUCGUCUUUUUGUCUAGAUAGAAAUUGGUACAUUUUGUAGGUUUGGUGAGCGCUCUGCUUUUGUGAUGCGUGUUUAUAUUUUGCGCCAAAUGCCUGUGAAGAUUUGUCAGACUAGCGCCUUAUUACAGCUAUGUUUCAUUUUCUGGGUCAGAUUAGAAUGAGCCAAAAAGCAAUUUCUUUCUCCACGAGUUGUCCUUGAGGGGGAAUGAUGGAAUUUGUUGGCAAACAGAACAUUUAUCUGUACUUGGAGCCUUCAUAUUAAGCAAAGGAAGUAAUUGACAGUCACAAGUGUUGUGGUCUGUGUGCGCGCAGUGCUGUUGCGCUGAGGAUCGCAUUCUCGUCUCUUUUAAGCAUCAAUAAUGUCUAGGCUACACUGAUUAUCCUUAGCUCUGCAGAAAUCUUAGCUCCACAUAAGGCCCCUUGUGUGCCUGUUAAUUUUGUGUGAUGGUUAUUUGGCACUCCCUGUCUUUAGUUGCUGAAAGACUGGGUCUUGUCCAUCUAUGCUACACUCUGGAUUAACCGGUUGGGCUACUGACCAUUCACUGCUGCCCAAUUUAGAUUGUUGGUGUCAAUACAACACAUUAAGAUUGAAAAAGCCCAUACAUCAAUGUGUCAAUGGCUAAACGCAUACAAUAUCUCACAGUUCUUGGGAGAGGGUAAACUAACUUGUUGUUUUGGUUAAGGUAAUGAUAUCUCUUACAUAAUUGAGUUUGCUUGUUUAGGCUAUUUGUCUGUUUGGGCAAUAUGUUGACACGCAUUCCAUUAUCAAUUGUGUUUAGUGUCAUGAUUUAGAAAAACACUUGCAGUUGCAAUUUUUUGCUUGUCAUUGAGUUUUCUGCAGUCUCUACUUGGCACUCUGGUAUUAACGUUUUAGAGUGGCACUAUUGGCGUGGGUUGGCAUUCUCUACUGCCCUUCAAGUAUUAGCAGUGAGUUAAACUGCUGCAUCACUUUAGGGGAUUUCUCAAUAUCACAUACAUACUGCACUGACAACUGUUGAUGAAUUAUCUUCCAGCUAUCUCUAUUAGGGAUGGGCACGGUUAUUCGAAUAUUCAAACUGAAAUUAUUAUUCCAUUACUUGGAGAGUAUUCAUUUUUGAAAAAAUCAAUAAAAUAAGGCCUAUUUUAACAAUGAAAAAGCUUUGUAUAAAAUAAUCUGUGACAUUGCUACAUAGCCUACAGGGAUAGACCAUGACAUAAGAAAUGUUAAAACAGCAGUUUGAAUGCGCCCCAUAAAAAAGAUGCACCGGUAGCCUACACGCGUUUUACACCUUUAGCUUGUUGUUCUUGUCGGUCAAUGAAAGUGGUGCUACAGUCAAAGGCUCCAUAUGAGAAAGUGAAGUUGGAUAUUUCUAAAUGGAAAUCCAAUUGCUAAAUUAUUGAUUAACAGAGAGCCUGUUGUUUCUCAUGAAUGGAGUUGUUGUAGACAAGUACAGGGAGCACAGCAAAAUAGCCUCAAUUAGCCUUGCUACUGUAGCUAGCUAGCUUAUUUACAACGAUUUGAUGCAGUCAAGACAGGCACUACCAGAUGGUAUGAUAAAUAACCUAUGGCAGCAACAAGUUUGUCUAACUAGCGCAAGUCUGUUUGGCUACUCACUCGCACUCUCUCUGCCACACACACACACACACCGGCCCCUGCUACUCGAGUCUGGCUAACAAGUCUCCAUUGAAGUAAAAAAAAAAAAAAAGACAUGCUUUAAUAUAUGUUCCGACUAUCCGGAUAGCUUAAAAAAUAUCAUGAUAUCUGCUAAUGUAAAAAGGGCUUUAUAAAUACAUUUUGAUAUUAUUCGAAUAGUGAAAACAUUUCAAAUGCCUAUCCCUAAUAUCUGUCUUUGCUAAUUUAGGUGUAUAUCUUAUGUAUGUUUAUUUAUGAGAUGUUUGUGGCUAUAGGGCAGGCAGGCUGUGUAUUGUUGCGGAAAGGCAGGGGUCUCUGCCUCCAGACAUGGAGAAAUGUAGGUCAUUAUAACUCAACAAGCCCGUGCCCCCAAACCCACCCAUCUGCUAAUCAGUUGGAGGAGUCUCCCCUGAUUGGGGGUUGGAGGACUGCCAUGUCUGUAUUUGAGAAUGAAGCAGACAGCUCUCAUGUGAAGAAGUAAGUACACCUCCUGGAAAGUGUCUUAUUUUUUUUAAAUCUUUACAUAUUUGGACAGAUGAGAUGUGUAAUCUUCACUUAAACACUUGACAGAUAAAGGUAACCUAAUUUAACAAAUGACACUGAAAGAUUAUACUUUGCAAUCAUUUAUUCAUCAAAAAUCAACAGAAAUGCAAUUCCAUGGUGCGGAAAAAAUAAGUACACCCCUAGCUUCAAUAGCUUGUGUUGCCCCCUUUAGCUGAAAUAACGAAAUGUAGACAUUUCUUGUAACUGUCUAUCAGUCUAUUACAUCGACUGGGAGGACUUUUUGCCCACUCUUCUUUACAGUACUGCUUCAACUGCGUCAUGUUCGAGGGUUUUCUUGCAUGCACGACCCGCUUCAAGUCCCCCCACAGCAUUUCGAUAGGAUUGAGAUCUGGGCUUUGACUCGGCCAUUCCAUAACCCGCCAUUUCUUAUUUUUGAGCCAUUCUGUUGUAGCUUUGCUUUUGUGUUUUGGAUCAUUGUCCAAUUGCAAUAGCCAUGUUCGGUUCAGCUUUUUGACAGAUGGCCUCACAUUUUCCUCAAAAAUUCUCUAGUACAAUAUAGAAUUCAUGGUUGACUCAAUGAUGGCAAGUUGGCCAGGCCCUGAGGCAGCAAAGCAGCCCCAAACCAUAAUGCCACCGCCUCCAUGCUUUACGGUUGGCAUGAGGUUCUUCUGUUCAAAGGCAGUGUUUUGUUUUCGCCAAACAUGGCGUCUGGCAUUGUGGCCAAACAACUCCACCUUUGACUCACCUGUCCAGAGCACAUGUUGCCUGGCAAACGUCAGUUGUCUUGAUAUUCUUUUUUGAGAGCAGAGGCUUCCUUCCUGACCUCGCAUGCAGGCCAAGUUUGUGCAGUCUCUUUCUGACAGUUGACUCAUGCACUUCGACAUUGAUUGUGGCAAGAAAGGCCUGUAUAUCGCUUGAUGUUACCCUGGGUUUCUUAGAGACUUCUAUGAGCAUCUUUCGGUCAGCUCUUGGGCUGAAUUUGGUGGGACAACCUGUCCUAGGUAGAUUGCCAGUGUUCUGGAAUUUUCUCUAUUUGUAGGUGAGCCGUUGGACAGUGGAAUGAUAUACAUUUACAUCAUUUAGCAGACGCUCUUAUCCAGAGCAACUUACAAACUGGUUCAUUCAACUUAUGAUAGCCAGUGGGACAAUCACUUUUAUUUUAUGAGGGGUGGGGUAGGGAUUGCUUGGAAAUGGGUUUGUAACCCCUCUCAUACUCAUGGGCAUCAAUAACUUUUCUUCUGAGGGCCUUGGGUAGGUAUUUUCAUCUUGGCAUGAUGUGUUACCACACACCUAUAUGAUUAAGGCCAAACCAGACCAAGUUUCUAAUCUUUAUGGAAGGCUGGACCCUCUAAUGAUUUUCUAACCAUUUGCACCUGUUUUGGUGCACCUGAUUCUAAUUUUAGCCAUUUUAUGUGAUGGUAAAUGUAGUGGUGUACUAACUUUUUCCGCAUAAGGAAAAGGCAUUUUUGUUUAUUUUAAUUGCAUAACAUUUUAAAUUAUACAUUUUUUUGUGUGAUUUGUUAAAUCGGGUUACCUUUAUCAAUGAAUGUGGUGGGAAUUUAGCUCAGUUUCCAUGUGUCCAAAUAUGUAAAAACAAAUCGCUUUCCAGGGGGUGUACUUAUUUUCACAUGACUGUAUAUACAGUACCAGUCAAAAGUUUGGACACCUACUCAUUCAAGGGUUCUUCUUUAUUUUUCGUAUUUUCUACGUUGUAGAAUAAUAGUGAAGACAUAAACUAUGAAAUAACACAUGGAAUCAUGUAGUAACCAAAAGUGUUUUAAGAUUCUUCAAAGUAGCCACCCUUUGCCUUGAUGACAGCUUUGCAUGAGGAACGUUCAUGAGGAACGCUUUUCCAACAGUCUUGACGGAGUUCCCACAUAUGCUGAGCACUUUUUGGCUGCUUUUCCUUCACUCUGCGGUCCAACUCAUCCCACACAAUAUCAAUUGGGUUGAGGUCGGGUUAUUGUGGAGGCCAGGUCAUCUGAUGCAGCACUCCAUCACUCUCCUUCUUGGUUAAAUAGCCCUUACACAACCUGGAGAUGUGUUUUGGAUCAUUGUUCUGUUGAAAAACAAAUGAUAGUCCCACUAAGUGCAAAGCAGAUGGGAUGGUGUAUUGCUGCAGAAUGCUGUGGUAGCCAUGCUGGUUAGGUGUGCCUUGAAUUCUAAAUAAAUCACAGUGUCACCAGCAAAGCACCAUCACACCACCACCUCCAUGCUUCACGGUGGGAACCACACAUGCGGAAAUCAUCCGUUCACCUUCUCUGCGUCUCACAAAGACACGGCAGUUGGAACCAAAUUUGGACUCAUCAGACCAAAGGACAGAUUUCCACCGGUCUAUUGUCCAUUGCUCAUGUUUCUUGGCCCAAGCAAGUCUCUUCUUCUUAUUGGUGUCCUUUAAUAGUGGUUUCUUUGCAGCAAUUCGACCAUGAAGGCCUGAUUCACGCAGUCUCCUCUGAACAGUUGGUGUCUGUUACUUGAACUCUGAAGCAUUUAUUUGGGCUUCAAUCUGAGGUGCAGUUAACUCUAAUGAACGUAUCCUCUGCAGCAGAGGUAACUCUGGGUCUUCCUUUCCUGUGACGGUCCUCAUGCGAGCCAGUUUCAUAGCACUUGAUGGUUUUUGCGACUGCACUUGAAGAAACUUUAAAAGUUCUUGAAAUGUUCCAGAUUGACUGACCUUCAAGUCUUAAAGUAAUGAUGGACUGUCGUUUCUUUUUGCUUAUUUGAGCUGUUCUUGGACUUGGUCUUUUACCAAAUAGGGCUAUCUUCUGUAUACCCCCCCCCCUACCUUGUCACAACACAACUGAUUGGCUCAAACGCAUUAAGAAGGAAAUAAAUUCCACUAAUUAACUUUAAAGAAGGCACACCUGUUAAUUAAAAUGCAUUGCAGGUGACUACCUCAUGAAGCUGGUUGAGAGAAUGCCAAGAGUGCAAAGCUGUCAAGGCAAAGGGUGGCUACUUUGAAGAAUCUCAAAUAUGAAAUAUAUUUUGAACACUUUUUUGGUUACUACAUUUAAUAGUUUUGAUGUCUAAACUAUUAUUCUACAAUGUAGAAAAUAGUACAAAAAUAAAGGAAAAACCCUUGAAUGAGUAGAUGUGUCCAACCUUUUAACUGGUACUGUAUGUGUGUGUGUGUGUGUGUGUGUGUGUGUGUGUAUAUAUAUAUAUAUACACACACACACACACACAGUGCAUUCGGAAAGUAUUCAGACCCCUUGACUUUUUCCACAUUUUGUUAUGUUACAGCCUUAUUCCAAAAUUGAUUAAAUUGAACCCCCCCCCCCCCCCCUCGUAAAUCUACAUACAAUAACUCAUAAUGACAAAGCAAAAAGAGGUUUAAAAAAUAAAUCAGAAAUAAUACAUUUACGUAAGGAUUCAAAACCCUUUACUCAGUACUUUGUUGAAGCACCUUUGUCAGCGAUUACAGUCUUCUUGGGUAUGAAGCUACAAGCUUGGCACACCUGUAUUUGAGGAGUUUCUCCCAUUUUUCUCUGCAGAUCCUCUCAAGCUCUGUAAGGUUGGAUGGGGAGCGUCGCUGCACAGCUAUUUUCAGGUCUCUCCAGAGAUGUUUGAUCGGGUUCAAGUCCGGGCUCUGGCUGGGCCACUCAAGGACAUUCAGAGAAUUGUCCCGAAGCCACUCCUGCGUUGUCUUGGCUGUGUGUUUAGGGUCGUUGUCCUGUUGGAAGGUGAACCUUCGCCCCAGUCUGAGGUCCUGAGAGCUCUGGAACAGGUUUCCAUCUCUGUACUUUGCUCCAUUCAUCUUUCCCUCGAGCCUGACUAGUCUCCCAGUCCCUGCCACUGAAAAACAUCCCCACAGCAUGAUGCUGCCACCACCAUGCUACACCUUGGGGGUGGUGGCAGGUUUGCUCCAGACUUGACGCUUGGUAUUCAGGCCAAAGGGUUCAAUCUUGGUUUCAUCAGACCAAGUCCAUGCGGGCUGUCGUUCCUUUUACUGAGGAGUGGCUUCCGUCUGGCCACUCUCUACCAUAAAGGCCUGAUUGGUGGAGUGCUGCAGAGAUGGUUGUCCUUCUGGAAAUUUAUCCCAUCUCCACAGAGGAACUCUGGAGCUCUGUCAGAGUGACCAUCGGGUUCUUGGUCACCUCCCUGACCAAGGCCCUUCUCCCCUGACUGCUCAGUUUGGCCAGGCGGCCAGCUCUAGGAAGAAUCUUGGUGGUUCCAAACUUCUUCCAUUUAAGAAUGAUGGAGGCCACUGUGUUCUUGGGGACCUUCAAUGCUGCUGACAUUUUUUGGUACCCUUCCCCAGAUCUGUUCCUCGACACAAUCCUGUCUCGGCGCUCUAGUGACAAUUCCUUCGACCUCAUGGCUUGGUAUUUGCUCUGACAUGCACUAUAGACAGGUGUGUGCCUUUACAAAUCAUGUUCAAUCAAUUGAAUUUACCACAGGUGGACUCCAAGUUGUAGAAACAUCUCAAGGAUGAUCAAUGGAAACAGGAUGCACCGGAGUUCAAUUUCGAGUCUCAUAGCAAAGGUUCUGAAUACUUAUGUAAAUAAGGUAUUUCAGUUUUAUUUUUAAUAAAUUAGCAAACAUUCAUCCCCUUUGGUUAUGGCAAGCCUAAGUAAGUUCAGUGGUAAAAACUUUCUUAAGUCACACAAUAAAUGGCAUUUACUCACUCUGUGGUCAAUAAUAGUAUUUAACAUGAUCUUUGAAUGACUACCUCAUCUCUCUACCCUACACAUACAAUUAUCUGUAAGGUUCCUCCAUCGACCAGUGAAUUUUAAGCACAGAUUAAACCACAUAGACCAGGGAGGUUUUCCAAUGCAUCGCAAAGAAGGGCACCUAUUCGUAGAUGUGUAUAAAUCAAUGAAGCAGACAUUGAAUAUCAUUUUGAGCAUGGUGACGUAAUUAAUUACACUUUGAAUGGUGUGUCAACACACAGUCACUACAGAGAUACAGGCGUCCUUCCUAACUCCGUUGCCGUAGAAGAAGGAAAGUGCUCAAGGAUUUCACCGUGAGGCCAAUGGUGACUUUAAAACAGUUAGCGUUUUAAUGGCUGUGUUAGGGAUAAACUGAGGAUGGAUCAACAACGUUGUAGCUACUCCACAAUACUAACCUAAAUGACAGAGCAUAAAGGAGGAAGUCUGUACUGAAUACAAAUAUUCCGUAACAUGCUUCCUGUUUGCAAUAAGGCACUAAAUUAAAACUGCAAAGAAAAUUGGCAAAGGAAUUACCUUCAUGUCCUGAAUACAAAGCGUUAUGUUUGGGGCAAACCCAUCCAACGCAACCCACCACUCUUCAUAUUUUCAAACAUGGUGGUGGCUGCAUCAUGUUAUGGGUAUGCUUGUCAUCGGCAAGGACUAGGGGUUUAUUUUGGUUGACAAAAAUAAAUGGAAUGAAGAGCUAAGCACAGGCAAAAUCCUAGACAAAAACCUGUUCUGCUUUCCAACAGACACUGGGAGACAAAUUCACCUUUCAGCAGGACAGUAACCUAAAUCACAAGACCAAAUAUACACUGUAGUUGCUUACCAAGAUGACGUUGAAUGUUUCUGAAUGGCCUAGUUAAGUUUUUUUUUUAUUAAAUCGGCUUAAGUCUAUGGCAAGACUUAAAAAUGGCUGUCUAGCAAUGAUCAACAACCAACUUGACAGAGCUUGAAGAAUAUAAAAAUAAAUGCAAAUAUUGUACAAUCCAGGUGUGCAAAGCUCUUGGACUUACCCAGAAAAACUCACAGCUGUAAUUGUUUGCAACAGUGAUUUAUAAAUGUAUUGACUCUGCGGUGUGAAUACUUAUGUAAAGAAAAUUCUGUAUUUCAUUCUUAAUACAUUUGAAAAGAUUUCUAAAAACAUGUUUUCACUUUGUCGUUAUGGCAUAUUGUUUGUAGAUGUGUGAGAAACAAUGUAAUCCGUUUUGAAUUCAGACUGUAACACAACAAAAUGUGUGAUAAGUCACGUUUAUUAGGUACACCACCCCGUUCAAAAAAAUGGCAGUGGGCAUGCAAUCACCAACAGUGAUUGCAUGCCCAUUGCCUGGUCUGACGAAUCCCGGUUCCUGUUGCUUUCAUGCUGAUGGCAGAGUCAGGAUUUGGCGUAAGCAGCAUGAGUCCAUGGACCCAUCCUACCUGGUGUCAACGAUACAGGCUGGUGGAGGUGGUGUACCACUGUCCAAUCUGCAGCAACUGCAUGAUGCCAUUGCGUCAGCAUGGACCAAGAUCCCUGUGGAAUGUUUCAGACUUGUAGAAUACACGUCCUCGAAGAAUUCAGGCUGUUCUGGAGGCAAAGUGGGGUCUGACCUGGUACUAAAUUGGUGUGCCUAAUAAACUGUCCGGUGAGUGUAUAGUCCAGUAGAUAAGCUCCCUGAAAAUACCAUAUUGUUCGAUUUGGUAUUAGGGAUGGGCAAGAGUAAUCAAGAACUAAAGUACUCGAACGGACAACUCGAUUUAUAACCCAUUUUUAUUAUUAAAAAAAUUCUUCAAGCUCUGUCCAGAUGUUGGGAAUCAUGGCUAGAUGGCUAUUUUCAAGUCUUGCCAUAGAUUUCCAAGCAUAUUUAAGUCAAUUGUAACUUGGCCACUCAGGAACAUUCAGUCUUCUUGGCAAGCAACUCCAGUGUAGAUUUGGCCUUGUGUUUUAGGUUAUUGCCCUGCUGAAAGGUGAAUUCAUCUCCCAGUGUCUGGUGGAAAGCAGACCGAACCAGGUCUUUUUUUUAUUUAUUUUUUUCCUGGGGAAAAUCUCCCCAGUCCUUAACGAUUACAAGCAUAGCCAUAACAUGAUGCAGCCACCACUAUGCUUGAAAAUAUGGAGUGUGGUUCUCCGUAAUGUGUUAUAUUGGGUUUUCCACAAACAUAACACUUUGUAUUCAGGACAAAAAGUUAAUUGCUUUGCCACUUUUUUUGCAGUAGUACUUUAGUGCCUUGAUGCAUGUUAUUCUGGACAGGCUUCCUUUUUUUUACUCUGUCAAUUAGGUUAGUAUUGUGGAGUAACUACGAUGUUGUUGAUCCUUCCUCAGUUUUCUCCCAUCAGACAUUAAACUCGAAUUGUUUUAAAGUCACCAUUGGCCUCAUUGUGAAAUCCCUGAGCAGUUUCAUUCCUCUCUGGCAACUGAGUUAGCAAGGACGCCUGUAUCUUUUGUAGUGAAUGGGUACAUUGAUACAUCAUCCAAAGUGUAAUUAUUAACUUCACCAUGCCCAAAGGAAUAUUCAAUGUCCGCUUUUUAAUUUAUUAUUACCCAUCUACCAAUAGGUGCCCUCCUUUGUGAGGCAUUGGAAAACCUCCCUGGUCUUUGUGGUUGAAAUUCACUGCUUCACUGAGGGACCUUACAUUUAUCUGUAUGUGUGGGGUACAGAGAUGAGGUAGUCAUUCAAAAAUCAUGUUAAACACUAUUAUUGCACACAGAGUGCUUCCAUGCAACUUCUGUGACUUGUUAAGCACAUUUAUACUCCUGAACUUAUUUAGGCUUUCCAUAAUGAAGGGGUAGAAUACCUAUUAACUCAAAACAUUUCAGCUUUUAAUUUUGUAUUAAUUAGUAACAAUUUUGAGAAACAAUUCCACCUUGAAAUUACGGGGUAUUGUGUGUAGGCUUGUGACCAAACAUCUCAAUUUGUUCAAUUUUAAAUUCAGGCUAUAACACAUCAAAUUGUGGAACGUUUAGGGGUGUGAAUACUUUCUGAAAGCACUGUAUGGCAUAUUUAGGCCAUAAUAUUGUGUUCUCAAUAAACAAAAAAAUGUUAAGCCAUCAUUGGGCGUUAUGUAGCAAUUAUUUAUUGAAAUACUGCUAUGUGAAACCUGUCCUAUUUGGCACCAUGGAACUAGUUGGUGGGCAUUUUGGAAAACUGCUGCCUGAGAGUGUAAAGGUUACAUUUGCAACGGCACUAUAGCUUUAUUGGGACAUAUCCUGGCUUUUUGUAGAAGUGUUGUGGUCAUCAUAAAGGGAUUUAGCUAAAAUGGGUUACUUCUGUCCCUGCUGGUUUUACAUAGUGACUUGUACAGGGCAGUAUUCCUGUCGCAUUUCUUAAGUGACAGUAUAUCAUAGUGUAAUCCGUAGACUUCAGGGAACACUUAAAUCAUGUUUCUAGAGUGUAAAAGCUAACUUUGUACACUGCUCAAAAAAAUUAAGGGAACACUUAAACAACACAUCCUAGAUCUGAAUAAAUGAAAUAAUCUUAUUAAAUACGUUUUUCUUUACAUAGUUGAAUGUGCUGACAACAAAAUCACACAAAAAGUAUCAAUGGAAAUCAAAUGUAUCAACCCAUGGAGUUCUGGAUUUGGAGUCACCCUCAAAAUUAAAGUGGAAAACCACACUACAGGCUGAUCCAACUUUGAUGUAAUGUCCUUAAAACAAGUCAAAAUGAGGCUCAGUAGUGUGUGUGGCCUCCACGUGCCUGUAUGACCUCCCUACAACGCCUGGGCAUGCUCUUGAUUAGUGGCGGAUGGUCUCCUGAGGGAUCUCCUCCCAGACCUGGACUAAAGCAUCCGCCAACUCCUGGACAGUCUGUGGUGCAACGUGGCGUUGGUGGAUGGAGCGAGACAUGAUGUUCCAGAUGUGCUCAAUUGGAUUCAGGUCUGGGGAACGGGCGGGCCAGUCCAUAGCAUCAAUGCCUUCCUCUUGCAGGAACUGCUGACACACUCCAGCCACAUGAGGUCUAGCAUUAUCUUGCAUUAGGAGGAACCCAGGGCCAACCGCACCAGCAUAUGGUCUCACAAGGGGUCUGAGGAUCUCAUCUCGGUACCUAAUGGCAGUCAGGCUACAUCUGGCGAGCACAGGGAGGGCUGUGCGGCCCCCCCCAAAGAAAUGCCACCCCACACCAUGACUGAACCACCGCCAAACCGGUCAUGCUGGAGGAUGUUGCAGGCAGCAGAACGUUCUCCACGGCGUCUCCAGACUCUGUCACGUCUGUCACAUGUGCUCAGUGUGAACCUGCUUUCAUCUGUGAAGAGCACAGGGCGCCAGUGGCGAAUUUGCCAAUCUUGGUGUUCUCUGGCAAAUGCCAAACGUCCUGCACGGUGUUGGGCUGUAAGCACAACCCCCACCUGUGGACGUCGGGCCCUCAUACCACCCUCAUGGAGUCUGUUUAUGACCGUUUGAGCAGACACAUGCACAUUUGUAGCCUGCUGGAGGUCAUUUUGCAGGGCUCUGGCAGUGCUCCUCCUGCUCCUCCUUGCACAAAGGCGGAGGUAGCGGUCCUGCUGCUGGGUUGUUGCCUUCCUACGGCAUCCUCCACGUCUCCUGAUGUACUGGCCUGUCUCCUGGUAGCGCCUCCAUGCUCUGGACACUACGCUGACAGACACAGCAAACCUUCUUGCCACAGCUCGCAUUGAUGUGCCAUCCUGGACGAGCUGCACUACCUGAGCCACUUGUGUGGGUUGUAGACUCCGUCUCAUGCUACCACUAGAGUGAAAGCACCGCCAGCAUUCAAAAGGGACCAAAACAUCAGCCAGGAAGCAUAGGAACUGAGAAGGGGUGUCUUGCUAAUUGCCUAUAAUUUCCACCUGUUGUCUCAAUCCAUUUGCACAACAGCAUGUGUAAUGUAUUGUCAAUCAGUGUUGCUUCCUAAGUGGACAGUUUGAUUUCACAGAAGUGUGAUUGACUUGGAGUUACAUUGUGUUGUUUAAGUGUUCCCUUUAUUUUUUGAGCAGUGUAUUUAGUACACCACUUUGAAAGUGAAAAUAUAAAUAUUUUACUGUCAUUUCUGAUGGGUUUUCAAUGUUACGAUCAUAAAGAACAAAACAAAUGCCAUAUGUUUUUGGUUGUGUAUCGAAUGUGUUCCCCAAUCAAUCUUAAACAUGCAGAUGUUGAGGGGAAACUGUAGAAAUUGUUGACAGUUAGACCAUCUACACGAUCACAUGUGGUCCUCUGUAGCUCAGCUGGUAGAGCACGGUGCUUGUAACGCCAAGGUAGUGGGUUCGAUCCCCGGGACCACCCAUACACAAAAAUGCAUGCACGCAUGACUGUAAGUCGCUUUGGAUAAAAGCGUCUGCUAAAUGACGUAUUAUUAUUAUUACAUAGGCCUGUCUGAUUGACGCUAUAGAAAGACAUGGGGGAUCCCAUUUGACAAUGCCCAUGUCUAUUUUAUGUUGAUUGGUUGUAUUUGUCUAGGCAUUCGCCCCCCGAUUCUGAAUGGGCCGAUGCACCCGCGCCCCCUGGUGGCGCUGUUGGAUGGGCGCGACUGCACCGUGGAGAUGCCUGUCCUAAAGGACGUGGCCACGGUGGCCUUCUGUGAUGCCCAGUCCACCCAGGAGAUCCACGAGAAGGUAACCAACUAUCUCUCCCAGCACCAUUACUCUCCUAUACACCAAGUAUCUGUCUGCACUUUUAAGUCGGGGAAAUGGAUGCUUCAUGAACCUGUCUUUUUAUGUGGUGGGGGGCUAUUUCCAACUCAAUAGAGCUUGGGAAAGUAUUUGCUCUUUUAGUGCAAUGGUAGAAUAAGGAUAUGUCUGAACACUCUCCCUGGUGCUUCAGGUGCUGAAUGAGGCAGUGGGUGCCCUGAUGUACCACACCAUCACCCUGUCGCGGGACGACCUGGACAAGUUCAAAGGCCUGCGGAUCAUUGUGCGAAUCGGCAGUGGCUUUGACAACGUGGACAUCAAGGCUGCGGCUGAACUAGGUUGGCUACUGGAACAAUACUUAGCUUCACCACCCCUCCAGCCUACAUACUACACCCAUCCAUCCACCUUUAAUAUGUAUCAUAACUAACCGCUGUCUCCUCUGUGCUCUGUCGUCCUCAGGUAUAGCGGUGUGUAAUGUGCCUGCGACAUCAGUGGAAGAGACGGCGGACACGUCCAUGUGUCUGAUCCUGAACCUGUACCGCCGCGUCACCUGGAUGCACCAGGCUAUGAGAGAGGGCACCAGGGCUUCCAGCGUGGAGCAGAUCAGGGAGGUGGCCAGCGGCGCUGCCCGCAUCCGGGGAGAGACUCUGGGCAUCAUCGGCCUGGGUGAGGAGGGAAUUGAUUAGUGUCUUAGCAAGGGCUCUCUGCAAGUGCAGUCGUCAUAGGACAUAUGUUAAUUGAAGUUAUCCUAAUGUGAUCUGUUUCGAAGUUGCAGUGUCUUUUUAUUAUUGGUGUCCUCACAGAUCCUUUUAAUGUAUAUUUAAAGCAAAUAAUUGUAGUUUUCUGAAGUAGUGAGCGGCUCCUCUCACCGCUACUCCAUCCUCCAGUCUGAGUGUAUCUGUGCUUGUGCCGCAGGGCGAGUGGGCCAGGCUGUAGCGCUGCGGGCCAAGGCCUUUGGCUUCAGUGUGAUCUUCUACGACCCCUACCUGCCAGACGGAGUGGAGCGCUCUCUGGGCCUGCAGCGAAUGGCCACCCUGCAGGACCUGCUCAUCCACUCUGACUGUGUGUCACUGCACUGCAGCCUCAACGAGCACAACCAUCACCUCAUCAACGACUUCACCAUUAAACAGGUAUAAGACACACGCAGACUAGUGUUGCAAGGUAUACCGAAACUUCUGUACUUUUUUUUAGAUUCUCAAACAUGGAAAAACGGUUUGGUACUAGAAUUUGUUACUUUCGGUACUUCUGUCAAAUGUGUCUCAUGGAUCAAGCCUGUCUAACACAGCCCUUAUUAUAGCGCGCACCGUGCCUCCUCCACUUACACCUCGAUCACACCGAUAGUGUCAUUGCGCAAAAUGUCACGCAGCAUCAUCUGGAUAUGUGUGCAACAAAAGUUCAACAUUCACCUUCUGCUACCAUUUCUGUCAAGCCGUCGACGCAUACAGUUUGACGUAUGCACCACACAACGCACUGCCUCUGCAACGCAAUGCUGCAAGGCAAACGCAGCGUUCCAUUGGAAAUGAAUGUACUUCUGGUGUACAAAAAAUGCAAUGUCGGUGUGAUCGAGGCGUUACUCAUUGCUAGCCUGCACUGGGAGUCUGGGCUGCAUCAUGUUAGCUCCCCGCUCAUGCUGCACAGAAGUGAACUCUUGAAUAAUGGGACACAGCAUGUAGCCAUUUUGAAACUGUCAAUACAGGCUAGAACACUUUACAAUAGAAGAUGAUACCGGUAGCUUCCAGCUUUGUAGGCUAUCUUUCCUUGCUAGCUUACAGCUGAAGCUAUCAUCAAUUCAUUACCCUAGUACUUUGCGUUAUGGUUUGCAUAUUAUCACAAACAAAAUAUGCUGAUUUCUUAGCUGAUUGCCAUGAAAAACGUAUUGGGUCUCUCACGUUUCUCCCAAAGAUUAUCAGCGAACUGACUGAAAUGACUGCCUCGUGAAUGACGUCAUUACUGGUUAAAGAGACGGCGCACAUCUUUAUAAAAUAAGCUACUUCUAUGCGAAUGUUGUUGAUCAGUACAAUAAAAUAAGUCCCAAAUGGAAGGGAAACAGAUUGUCAUCUAGCCCCAUGAAAUCAGGCAAAACAAGCUCAAUAACUCAAUGCAUGCAUUCAUAGCUAGGCCUAGGCUGCAUCUUGAUUUACCCAGUUUAUCGAUAGAUACCAUUCAAAUAAAUGCUAACCAUUAUGUAGUUAGAUUAGUAAAAACAAAGUCAAAAUGACUAAUUGAUUUUAUUAAUGCAUACUUGGCUGUCUCUGAAAAAUGUAUUUAAGAAAUUCAAAAUGUCAUGAUAUUCAACUCAAAAGAUGCCUAACGAUUGCCGUGGUAUCGUUCUGGUAUCGCGUAUCGUGAUGGUAUCAAGUAUUGUGAUACUAAACCUGGUAUCGAAGUCAAAAUUCUGGUAUCGUGACAACCCCAACACACACGUAAACACCAUUCCUGCCACCCACAACACCCUCAUUAUCAAUGCGUUUAGGUUAUUUUUGUCUGCAUGGCUUGCUGACUGUGAUCUGUCGUAUGUGCAGAUGCGUCAGGGAGCAUUUUUGGUUAACACGGCGCGAGGGGGCCUGAUGGAUGAGAGGGCCCUGGCCCAGGCACUGAAAGAGGGCAGGAUACGGGGUGCUGCCUUGGACGUACACGAGACAGAGCCCUUCAGGUCAGCUUCCUCCCAGCCCACAGGCACUUAAAGCCUCCUCAUCCUGCUUAUCCCAGUCAUUUAAAACGUGCAAACAGUAACUGGUUUGAAGGUUGUGCUUCACCAUUUUAAAAAGUCUCUCUAUCAACACCCCCUUGCACACACUCUUUAAUCUGUCUCACUGGUCUGUUGAUCUAUCCAUCUCCAGCUUCUCUCAGGGCCCAUUGAAGGACGCCCCCAAUCUGAUUUGCACUCCUCACGCAUCCUGGUACAGCGAGCAGGCGUCACUCGAGGCGCGGGAGGAGGCAGCUAGAGAAGUGCGCCGGGCCAUCACAGGUAUUCAGUUAUGCAAGCCUCCGUGUAUAACAGAGUAUUUAUAGGCGUUAGGCACAUACACUAGGGAACAAUGAUACAUUUCCAUUUCUGCGCAGAGUGAACAACAGUCUGUCCACUUGAGACUUGGCACGGUAGCCCUAACCACUAAGUGAUAUAGUUUAUGUAUUACAGCCCAGCUGUUUUUGUAGUCCAGCCCAAAGAACCUUAUCAAGAGUUGUCAUUAAGUAGCCUUUGAUCAGUUAGCUUGACUGUUGUGGUGGUUUAUUCCGACAGGCCGUAUCCCUGACAGUCUGAAGAACUGUGUGAACAAGGAGUAUCUGAUGGCAACGCCCCAGUGGCCUGGCAUGGACCCUGGGGCUGUGCACUCAGAACUCAACGGAGUUACUGAUUACAGGUACGACCAGACUUUGUUUGAGACUGUUAAGAGGGACAGUAAGCACCUGUAGGUAAUAAAUGAGUGACAGUAAAGAGAACUCCAGGUAUCGAUGACAUCUGGCUUGUGUUCUAUGACCCUAGAAAGAUAAUUCCAUAUCAUUUCUAAUUCUUCUGACUCAACCCCUCAUUUGUCAACAGGUUCCCUACUGGUCUAGUGGGAGUGGGAGUGGCAGCAGGAGGCCUGACAGGGGCAGGCACUGCAGUGGAGGGAAUUGUUGCAGGGAACCUGGCUAUGGCACAUGGGAUUGCCCCCGUGUCCCGACCUCCCCACACACCGUCGCCGGGGCAACCCUCUAAAGCAGAAACAGACAGAGACAUGCCAACGGACCAAUAGCCCCGCCCCUCACCCCCAACUGUCCCCAAUCGCCCUCUCGUCCGCAAUCGCCCUCUCGUCCACAACAUUCCGUCGUCACCCUUCAUGUUCAUGCAAGCAGAUAGACACUAGUAUUGAGGUCCAUUCUGACCCGGCUUUGGUCCCAUCCAACAAAACGGAAUCCUUCAGGAGGGACCAGUCUGCAAAGACUCCCUACCCUCAUCCUAUUUUCUCUCAUCCAGAAAGCAAUAAGUGGAUUACUCAAGGAUUUUUUCCCAGUUUGCUUUUAAACCCCUCUGUGUCUGACUUUCCUGUGGCUCAGUGUUUUUGUAAAUUACUCCUUUAUGGAGGGAAACCUGUUAAUGUUUUUUCCUGUGUUUUUUGUUGUAUCAAUUGCUGUUUGACAUGCUAUAAAGUGAGGCAUACGUCUGGAACGGUAUUGAAGAUGAAUUAUGUUUUUUCCACUACUAUUUGUUCACAAACCUUACAAAGGAUUUUAUAAUAUUGGGCUUAAUACAUUUCUAGUUAUCACAAUAAAAGUGGCUGACUUUUUAUGAGCUUUUUGACAUGAAUUGAAUAAUAUCGCAAGAUAUGCCUCUGCUGAUAAGUGAAAUGCAUACAAUGUUUGUCAAGACACCCACCUACACUUAUUUUCUCUGUUGCUCUUAACCUCUUUUCAUGAUUAAAUAUAUAGAUCUUCUUUGUAGUUGCCAAGACUAGAGGGGCGGCGGUCUUCUUACCUUUCUGUUACCUUUUAUAUGUUACCUUUGGAUAUGAAUAGAACAUGAAAACAAUAUCUUUGCCAAGUACUCAAAUGAUCUAUCCUGCUUCAGCACUCCAGUAUCGCCAUUGUCCCACCAAAAGUGUCCGCUGUCAUUGACGCUGGAAUUUUAGGGGUUAAUCUUGUGUACAUACUGCAGGCAUUGAAACUUAUUUUACCCAUAUGGAUUCCACAGUGGCUGUCAAUCUCAAAUCGAAUAAUCAGGCUUCAAGAUAUCCAAUUUGUUUACUGACUAUCAAGGCAAGUAUAAGAACGGAUGAAGUGGAAAAUAUAGUAUAAUUGGGUGUGUACUUAGCAUUGCAGUCUGAUGUGGGUAAUGAAGUCCCUUAUUGUAUAAGGUCAGCGAUUCCGAUAUGCUAGUGGCAAAGCCAUAACACCCCAACAGUAGUCUGGGUACUAGUCUGUUUAGCUAUCAUUACACUCCUUGUUAUGCUAAACCGAAUCAUCUUUGGCAUAUGUCACGGAGUGGAA
Coregonus sp. 'balchen' is the source of this 19530-nucleotide messenger RNA. The record is from the annotation of a GenBank genome assembly. Lineage: Eukaryota; Metazoa; Chordata; Actinopteri; Salmoniformes; Salmonidae.